Messenger RNA from Triticum urartu, 1135 nucleotides. NCBI's taxonomy places the organism in Eukaryota, Viridiplantae, Streptophyta, Magnoliopsida, Poales, Poaceae. The record is from RefSeq and is a predicted model, not a curated record.
UUUAUCCCUGCCGCCGCCGCAUUAUCUCCCACCUCGGGAUCCUCCCCAAAUCCAAAAAUCCCCCCUCGAUUUUCCAACCGGACCAUCCCCCUCGUCGCCGCCAAAUUCCACCCGCAGGCAGCCAGCCACAACCUCCUCCCGAUCCAUCCACCAUGGCCAUCGCCCCACUUCCUCAAGACCAGACGCUGCUGAUCUGCAUCCAUGCCGCCUCCCGCCGUCGACCGCAAGCCAAGGCACCUCCCCGUGCUCCUCCACCUCGCCUCGUCGGCCGGCAACCGACAGGAGCCCAACCCCGGCGUCCGCGUCGCCAUGCCGCCGCCUUGCUCCGCCCUCGUCGAUGAACAGCACCAGCAGGGAGACAAUCGCAGCCGCCCUGGACCUCCACUGAACCGCGAGCAGUCACCGUCCUCGCCCAGGACCCGGCCAGAUCCCACCUUUCCCGGUCCUCCCCGUCGCCGGGAGCUUGCGCCAAGUCCGUCGUCGUCCUCUGCUCGGGAACGAGCUCGAUGCGCCUCUGCUCACCCGCGUGGAACGACUGGCCGCUGGAUCACCCCCGCGCCCGUUCCUGACCAUCUUCGCUCCGUCCGGGCGCCUCCUGCCGUCCUUGUCGUCAAGAGACUGCUGCAUCUCGAACCCCACCCCGCGCCAUGGCUACAUCUCCCGCAGCAGCCAGUCGCCGCUGCAACCAUCAUGGCGCUCGGCCUCGUGCAGCUUCGGGGCCAGUGCCGCCGCCUAGAGCUUCUCCGCUGGAGUCCCCUUCGUCUCGUCCGCGUCGCUGGUGCCCCGCCAAGUCCCUUAAGCCGCUGCCAAGUCCCGCGGAUGCGGCCUCCUGCACCGCCGGUGUCCUCUGCAUCGAAGCAGUUGCAGAGGAGGACGAGCGUCUCGAUCCCUGUAUCGCUAGCGCGUUGACCGCGCCCUGCUUCUCGAGUAGCCAGGGCCCAGCGGCAGCGCCCCUCCUGCAGCCUCCCUCCCAAUCGGGCCAAGGCCCAUGGUGAGGCAAACCCCCCCAGCGCCUCCUUUUUUUUCCCUCCUUACUUUGGCCUGGCUAGAUUCGGCCCGCUUACAUUUUUUUCCAGAUCGGUGAAUUUGUAUUUUAACCAGGGUUUUGCAGUUUUACAGAAAACUCCUUGCACAA